Molecule: messenger RNA, 13684 nt
Organism: Podarcis lilfordi (Lilford's wall lizard)
Lineage: Eukaryota; Metazoa; Chordata; Lepidosauria; Squamata; Lacertidae
Source: the annotation of a GenBank genome assembly
AUGAAUAAAUAUGACCUAAAUGGAAGACCAUUGAACAUAAAAGAGGUAUGCUUGUAGUUUUUGCAGCUUUGAUGCAGAGUAUUGAAAGAGUUUUGGAAUUCUUUUAAAAUAGCAGAACAAACUGUAUAGAGCUAUUAAAUGCCCUCACAGAUACUUCCACAUAAUAACAACAAUCAUACUUCAUUUCCAAGCAACCAAUGAUAUCAAAAGUGCCAAUUUUCUCUCAGAAUGACAAAUACAUUCAAUUCCUACUCCUUGUUUCCACUACCUGUAGCUUUUAAAUGGAUUAGAUAUGCUGCAGCCUCAGACUGCUUGUCUAGGGAACUGUUGAGGCACUUGUAUAAUUAAAACUUCAGAUAAGACUGCUAUACUGACAUGAGUUGCUUAGGUUGGGGAUCUACAUCCUACUGAUAUUCUUGAGUCUUAAAAUAUGCCUUUUCUCCUACAAGAUUAGAUCUGUAGUUGGAUGAACAAUCACCUUUAAGUCUGGGGAAUUUGCUGUGUGGCUCUGAUGUGUAUCAUGUUCAGAUUGCCUUGCUGUGGGAGCGAUAAGGGAGGAAUAAAAUGUGUCAACAUUUUCAUUUGCCUGUAUGAGUGUUGCGGUCUGAACCAUGAUGUCAGAGAGUUAUGCUUUCUACGUUUGAUAUUAACAGAGAGCACCAAGAUAAUUGAAUUUGGUUUUUGAAAGAACAUGUUAGGCUGACAGAUUUCUACUUGUCCAUAGGCUAGGUAACAGCAUAUGAAGUGGCAGUGCACACUUGUCUCAACCCUCAUCUGAAAGGACCACCUCUAGAGGUGAGGGAGCUAGGUCUCCAUGCACAUGAAGUACUUAUUCCUUCUGCCGCCGCUGAUAAGGAUGCUAACUGCUCUGUUGUGAUACUGUGAAAUUUCUGAAAGAAAGUACUGUUGCCUGUGAUUUGGGAUUAACAGAUGUAUAUUCUAUUACGAAAUUUGUUGUAGGAUCCGGAUGGUGAGCAUGCUCGCAGGGCGUUGCAGCGUGGGAGUGGACCCUACACGGGAGGACAUGGUCCAGAAAUAUCACCUGGCUUGAUGAAUUUGCCACCUUCUAUUAUUAAUAAUCCAAACAUUCCUCCCGAGAUUAUUAGCAAUCUGCAGGCUGGCAGGCUUGGGUCCACUAUUUUUGUUGCCAAUGUAAGUAUAAAUACAUACUGGCUGUGCAUUGCUUCAUUUUGGAGCAAAACAUCAAGUUUACUUAGCACAGCACAAGUGAUUUUUCUUAGCCGAUAGUAUUCAUGCCCAUUUUAACAGGGUUUUAAACACUGUUGCAUCUCAUCUGAGGGUGGUUUUGUGUAUCUAAACUGCAAUAUAAAUUUUCCCCCCAACUUGGUGCCCUCCAGGUAUUUUGGACUACAGCUCGCAUCAGCUUCAUCAAUUUGUAAUUCAAAACAUCUGGAGGCCACCAGGUUGGAGAAAGCUAUUUUAGGACCUCCAACUUAAAUUUUUAUGCUGCUCUGCAAUUUUUAAACCCUUUUUAAUAAACCUGUUCUGUGAGCUGAGUAUGCAUAUGAAUAGUUUUCUCUCAGAGUAGCCAGUUUUAAAAUCAGUACAUGGUUUUUUGUUUACUCUUCCCCAACUAGAUACUGUUGGAUUAUGUGCUCAGUGUACUACAUUCCUUUUGAUAGCUUUUAGCUGAGUUGUUACUUUUCAUCAGAACUAAGUUGUUCAUCAACAUGUUGAAAAAAUGAAAGGAAAGAACAUGGAUGUGACCAAAGAUUUAUUUGCAUCUCUGAUAACUAAUACUUCAGUUUUGGCAAUCUUCCAUGUAUCUGUCAAUAAUACGGAAAGUGUGUGUGUGUGUGUGUGUGUGUGUGUGUGUAUAUGUGUGUGUGUGUGUGUAUAUAUAUAUAUAUAUAUAUAUAUAUAUAUAUAUAUUGCUAUGCUUAAGCUAUGUGUAGAGUUUGCCCCUGCGCUAAAACAAAAAUCCUGUUUUGUAAGACAAAAUUGUGUUGGUUUGUUUCAUGGAAACUUUCUUUUUAAGCUUGACUUCAAAGUUGGCUGGAAGAAAUUAAAGGAAGUGUUCAGCAUUGCUGGGACUGUAAAACGUGCAGAUAUUAAAGAAGACAAAGAUGGAAAGAGUCGAGGAAUGGGAACAGUGACUUUUGAGCAGCCAAUCGAAGCUGUUCAGGCAAUAUGUAUCCUGACAAGAGUUGGGGAGUGACUGGGCCUGAUUAAAGGAGUAUGUUGUCAAGUGUGGGUUAAAUAGGAAUGCAUUAUUUUCUGUCUACAUUAUAUUUGACUUGUAUGUUUGUGUGAAUAUAGGUGAGUUCUUCAACAAAGCAAUUGAUAACUUUUCUGUUUGUAGUAUAUUUGAUCAUGUACAUUUUCUCUUGAUAUACUAACUGUAUUACUGCUAGUAUAUUCAGGAGAUUGACUAUAACACCAUGGUUACAUUGGAGUAGGGAUAACAUAGAAUGGGGGGGGAAUGAUAAUGUUAAGGGGAGAACUUGAAGCCCAAAGUCAUUUUCCUCUAUUGGAAGAAAGUGGCUCAUGGCAUUAGAGAUUCUGAGAAUGAUGCUUAUCACCAAUAAAAUACAAAAUAUACCCUAUUUUAUGGUGGCAGCUGAUGCACCCUAGAACUUAAAACCUGAAGAAUUUGGCAAGCACAGUUAGACUAUAUGGAAAAUCAGUGCGACUGACUUGUUCAGUCCCUAGACCACUGUUUACUUGCAGAAUUAUUUCACACUUGUUUUAUUGAAAAAUACUGGUCUGGCAAUAGAGAACUACUUAAACCAUUGUUAAUUGUGACUUACAAGCAAUGAUGUGCUUUAAGGAUAAUAUUUUCCCAUUUUGCCAUUACUUUUAGGUAACUAAUUCUUUAGUAAGUGUUUGUAAUUUGAGUUCAACAGUGCUCAUAUUAUUGGGGGAGAGAUAGGAGGACCAUUAAUGAAAUUCACAAGUGCCCCCCACCUCUUGAUUCUCUAUGGUUUUAGCUAUAUAAUCUCCCCUACCCCCCAAAAAACCUGAUAGUCUUGUAAAAAAAAAAAAGGAGCUAAGGAUUCUGCUCGCAUCUCACUGUCCCCACUGUAUUUGUUUUUUAAAAAAAUAAUAUUUAUUACUUUUCCAACAAUUUAAACAUUACAAAAAAGAGUAAACAAUACAAUACAAAAACAGUACAAAACACUAACACAUUAAACUAACCAAACAGUUUCAAUAUCUUAUCUUUCAUUCAGUUAUUUCAGUGACCUCCUCACACCUCCCUUUUUGUAUUCCACUUCUGUUAAUUGUUUCAGCAAUUCCUUUCCAUCUUCCUCUGUUUUCUAUCCUAUAAUUAUCUUAACACAUUUUAACCUUAUUUUUCCCUUUAAUUUUCUAUUAAUCUAUUUAUACUUAAUUCCUUAUAACAUUUCUACUAAAGCCAUAUAACUUCAUUCCAACAUUUUUCUAACAUUCAUUAAUUUUACAGUAUUUCUGUAAAUAAUCUUUAAAUUUUUUCCAAUCUUCUUCUACCAACUCUUCUCCCUGGUCUCGGAUUCUGCCAGUCAUUUCCGCCAAUUCCAUAUAGUCCAUCAACUUCAUCUGCCAUUCUUCCCGGGUGGGUAAAUCUUGUGUCUUCCAAUAUUUCGCGAUGAGUAUUCUUGCUGCUGUAGUUGCAUACAUAAAAAAAGUUCUGUCCUUCUUUGGCACCAAUUGGCCGACCAUGCCCAGGAGAAACGCCUCUGGUUUCUUCAGGAAGGUAUAUUUAAAUACCUUUUUCAUUUCAUUAUAAAUCAUUUCCCAGAAUGUCUUAAUCCUUGGGCAUGUCCACCAAAGGUACCUUCAGUCUCAUUACAUUUCCAACAUUUAUUGUCGGGCAAAUGGUAAAUUUUUGCAAGCUUGACUGGUGUCAUGUACCACCUAUAAAUCAUUUUCAUUAAAUUUUCUCUUAGGGCGUUACAUGCCGUGAAUUUCAUACCUGUGGUCCAUAACUGUUCCCAGUCAGCCAUCAUUAUGUUAUGUCCAACAUCUUGUGCCCAUUUAAUCAUAGCUGAUUUCACCAUUUCAUCCUGAGUGUUCCAUUUCAACAGCAAGUUAUACAUUCUUGACAAAUUCUUAAUUUUUGGUUCUAACAAUUCUGUUUCCAAUUUUGAUUUUUCCACCUGGAAACCAACUUUUUUGUCCAUAUUGUAUGCCUCCAUUAUUUGAUAAUAAUGGAGCCAAUCUCGCACUCUGUUUUUCAAUUUUUCAAAGCUCUGCAAUUUUAAUCUGUCUGUCCCCACUGUAUUUGGAUAGUGGGGUGCAAGUUGAAUAUUUUAGUACAAUAGGAGAUAAGACAGCUAUUCAGAAAAGUACAUGAAUAGUAUAUAGUAGGAUUGUAAUGUUCAGUUGAUUUUACAGAUUUAAAAAGUGGUCCAGUCUAACUCAUAUAGCAGAUUUUAAAGAAAUUAUCAAAGCCACAGUCAGUAGUCAUAAUCUUGGAGGCAUUCCAAAUCAGAAUUCUUCUAAAAUGGUGCUUGCUGUAAUGAAUUCGGACCACUAUUUUACAUGCAUGCAUAUAAAUGCAAAUUUAAUUGACAAGACCCCUAAGAUGAAGCUAUUGGAUGACAGUCUAGAGUGCGAGUGUGUUUGUAAGAUCAUCUGUGCAGCUUAACAUAUUAUUGGCGGAUGUAAGGUUCCUUGACUUGAUGUUCAGCUAUGUUCAAUGGACAAUUUCUGUUUGAUAGACCCAUGCAUGUAAAAAUGGUGAGUUGUUCAUUUGUUUUGCCCGUGGUAGCUGAGACAAACCACUGCAAUGUUCUAAAAGUCUUUGUCUGUUGUUAGGAUGACAAAUCAAUUCCUCACGAUGAUUUCCGUGUAGCAGACAGCAAAACACCACAGCUACCUCGUGAGUAUUCACUCUUUUUUAAUGCUGCCUGUUAAUAUAGACAUAGCUACCAUUUUGAAGCCUAGUAGAAUUGCCCCUGCCUUCAACUGUUUAGAAAUACUGAGAACCUUAUGGAGUGAUCUUUGCUUUCAAAGGUGGUCUUGGAGGAAUUGGAAUGGGACUUGGACCUGGCGGGCAGCCCAUAAGUGCAACCCAACUGAGCAUGGGUGGUGGUGGAAUGGGAAGUGUGGCUCCUGGAGGUCAGUAUGCUUUCCUCUUCUCAGUGUUUUCUUGCCUUGGAGUGAGGGAUACAUUUCCUGGAGUACCGUAGAAGUCUUUAAAUGUAUUGUGACUCAUACUUAAAUUUUAAUCGUUUUUUUCAUUAUAUGUACCUUUAAAAUUGCCUGUUCAGCACCAAGCUUUUCUCGUUUGGUUCUUCCAAAAAAAUUUUAAGUUCUUACAUCUUAUCCUAUUUUUAACUGCUGCUUUGAUUCCUCACUAGGUUAUGAUAUAUUUUGUUGCUAUAUUGCAUUGGUUUUAUUGCGAACCUCGCUGGGAGCUGUUCAGCUGAAGGGUAGAGUGGCAUAAAGAUAUACUUAAUAACUCACCUGUAAAUCUGUUUAUUUGAAGGAAUGGGAGUGGAUGGUCCAGGCUUUGGAGGAAUGAACAGAAUGGGCGGAGGUAGGCACGUUCCCCAGUUACUUUGUUCCCAUACAAAAUUUAUGAAUUUAGUAAAAUGCUCUUUGCUUACGGUUCAGGUGUUGGCGGAUUUGGUGGCAUGAAAGGGAUGGCAAACAUGGGAGGAUUUGGCGGAGUCAACCGAAUGGGAGGUAGGUGACUAUUUGCUCAUAAAAUGUACAGCUGUUCCAGUGUAUCUAGAAGUAUUGUAAAACUAAAAAAUAAAAUCUAUUUCUAGGAAUGGGCAGUGUGGAUGAUUUCCGAGGAAAUAUUGGCAGUGGAAUGACUGGUGGCAUAGGAACAGGCAUGGGGGGCAUGGCAACAGGUAUGGGAGGUAAAUUAACCAGUUUUUUAAAUUACUCUGUGUUUGCAGUUGUAGCCCAAUCAGUUUAAAGCUACAAUCUUUGAUUUAAGAGCUUAAGAUCAAUGAUGUGGAAACGGACAUUUAGUUUUAAAAAGGCUUCCAUAAAACAUAAACUUCAACUAUCAGCUGGGAAGCACAGUGUGCUUUCCCACCCCCAUUUGAAAACUAGAGUGUGGGAAUAUUCUCCUGGAUGUGUUUAUGAAAUUUAUUUUCAUUGGAGUUAAUGUAUUACAAGCAAACCGGCAAGCAAACUUUCAGCAGGGAUGCGUAAUUGUUGAGUUUAACCAAAGGCUUCAUUUUGCUUGCUUGAUUGCAGCAUACCACCUUUCUAAAAGGUGAUUUAAAUCCUCUGAGUGUAAUACAAAUUAAACAAAAAUUAAGAAUGUGUUAACUUGAUAAAAUACCAUAUUUCAUGUUCUUGACCAGAGCUUCUAUCAAAAGCUCAAGUUAACUGAUGCAUAAAAGCCGAAGGUUUUAAUUGCUGGAGAGUGGUGCAAGCCCAGGUGUAUUUAUGGUGGUAAUGCCCCUUGAUAUCCUCAUUCUGGGACAAAGUUAUUAAGAAAAUGAUCAUAAUUAGUGGACACAAUAUUGUCAACCCCCAAAGUUUUGUCACCUAUUUUUGACGACAUUAAGUAUUUACAUUAAUCUAAGGAACUGGUAACACUUUGGCUGGCCGCAGCCCAAAGGACCAUUUCUUAACAGUGGAAGACAGUUGACCUAAACUCCAUCCUAAAAAAUAAAGGUUUAUAGUGAAAAACUUAAUUUAAUCCACAAAGUUCAUUUAUCCAAGGGACAAUCAAAUCAAACUCACUUUUCUCAGUGUUGUGUAACUUGCUUUUUUACACAAAUGAAGACUAUUAAAAGAGUCCUCCCUCCCAUAUUAGACUAUGCACACACAUUUGGAAUAAUGAGUAAUAAACAAUGAAUUUGACAAGAACUUAUAAUUGGAAAUGGACUGAGGUAUUCUUAUCCAAUGAUCUCUCAUAAUGUUGAUGUAAAUAUUCUCUCUCUAUUUUCUGUUACUCUUAGUAGCUUCACGCCAGUACCCCCAGUUCUUCCAUAAGGGACCCUGGUGACCAUGUACAAAUAGAUUUAUUUUGUUUUGUAUUUGUUUGUUUUUGUUGAGUACUGUAUUUAAAAAAAACAAACCCUGAAGGGCUUAUCUGCUACAUUUGUGUUCCUGUGCCCAGAGACAAUCAAAGUAGAUGCGAUGUUAAAAACAGGACUUUGCAUUUCACAUGCAGUUUUUUAAAAUUGGAGGAGGCUGCUUCUUAACGGGAUUCAAGCAGGCAAGGAGGGGUAAUUUAGCUUCUCCACAGCUUUGAUAUUGAGGAAUUUCUCUCUUUUGAAGCUGAAAUUUGGAGGUGGUGGGAAGUCUCUCAUUGUUGACAGUGCUUGAUGCCAUGCUGCUGCCUCCAAAACUACCUCAGCUCCUGGGAUCCUUGAGGAGAACAUUUGAGGCUGCAUUAUAUUGGCAUCCUCCACUGAUCCUGUGAGAGGGAUCUGCUACAAAAAAAUAUAGCGACUCCUAGAGUUCUGAAUCUCACAUUUGUAGUAAUAGGGGAAUGGAAAUGAGUCUUGCUUCGAACGUAUACCCAACAUGUACAGUCAAGCUAUAAUGCAUGUUGACUGGGAAAGACUGCCAGAACUAUGGAGAACCUCUUCCAUUCAGUGUUGACAAUACUAAGUUAGAUGGAUCAACGGUCCAUGGAACACAGCUUCCCAUGUUCUUAUAUUUUUAAAUGAAUUUGUUUGAAAUCAGUAUCUUGAAUAAGCGUCUUUCCACUUAGCUGUUUAUGGUACCAUUCAAAGCGAAUCCUUUGUACCCAAAGGUCUGUCUGUAAGCAAACAUACGGUAUCUGGAAUCUAAAAGAAAAUACUGUCUACUAUGUUUCCUGCAGAAAUGUUCCGUGGAGGAAUGGGAGGAAAUAUUGAUAGAGACUUUGGUCGAACUGAUAUGGCAAUGAACCGUGGCUUUGGAGACUCUUUUGGAAGGAUGGGUAUGGCCCUUGGCAAACUUGCAUUUUUCAUGGAAUUGGGUAUCAAGCAUGUAGCAAGCAAAUCAUUUUCACAAGUGAACACUAUGUUGCUUCAUACUCAUAAUCUCCCUUUUCCCUUCUGCCUGUCCAUGAAAGGUACUGUUGUCUUCUUUAUGGAGAUUGACAUGGUGAAGUGCUUUUCACAUACUACUUUAUGAGAUUCAAUAGAAGUAGCUUAAAGCAGGAAUCCAAAUUAAUAGCUUGCAGCUGUUAGUUCUCAAAUAACCAUUCAAUUUUAAGAGAUACUUGUAGACUUCUUGCUGCAUUGUAGCUCUACUGGCCUUACAAAUUUACAUUCUCUGAAAAAAUUCAAUGAGAACAUUGUAGUGAAGAUAUUUUUCUCAUAGUCUAGUAGCUACCCUUGUUCAGCUUUUGUAUGUCCACUGAGCAUUACUGCCAUCAAUAAAUUAUUUUGUUAUGAAAAGGUAGUUUGGUAGAAUGAUAAAUUAUUUUGUUAUGAAAAGGUAGUUUGGUAGAAUUCCCUAGCUUUUAAGUAAAACGGAGAUGUAUAAUGCGACUUUUUUCUGUCCUUGUUUAGGUGGUGCAAUGGUUGGUGGUUUUGCAGGAGGAAUGGGAGCUUCUAAUAUGGGCCCAGUAGGAUCUGGAAUGAGUAGGUUGAUCUGCUUCAACCAAAUAUAAAUUCUAACGUAUAAUAGAAAGGGUCUUUGGUUAGUGCUAUGCCUAGAUGGAUCCAGAAAAAUCAUUGUCGGUAGUAAGAAAAUUGCUCCAUUGAUUUAAAACUUCCAGUUUUAUGUGACUGCAGUUAUAACUGAAGUUCAUUAAGAUGUCUAGUGUUUUCUUAAGAUUAAGUUUCUCGAGUGGGUCAUUUGUAUAAACCCUAGCAGCCUUGUACCUGGUGUUACCCAGGAAUUCUAAGAAAUCAAAAAAUCAGUGCAGUUUUGAAAUGUUCGUUCUUCUGUUCUGAUUCAAAAUGGUGUCCAGUUGUAUACAAACACAGACAAAAACUUGCUCCUUCAUCUCAGAAACCAUGCAGAAUUUGGUUAUGACAUCUUAAGAGGUGUCCAAAUGCAUAGCUGACAAGCAAAUUUCCAAAAAACCAGCAAAUAAUAGCAAGUAUUGGAAUCUGAUAUUAAGUAAAACCUGUAGCAACAGCUACCAGUCACAGAAUUUCAGAUAGCUGUUUUGACUUACAAGGUGGUUUUACAUCUGUCUGUAAAAGGGAGAUUUAUAGAGUUGUCAUGCAUGGCUACAAAAUAACUGAAAGGUGCAUGUUAAGAAUACUAACACCUCUGCAUUCUAAGUGUGAACAUAUAUCCAGUAUAUGUGAUGGAAUAUAAGUCUAGCUCUCUUAUCUGGUCACAUUUAAUAAGGGAAUAAUACACUGACAAUUCCAUGCUUGUGAGAGCCAUUAUGCUUAUUUUGUGAAAAAUCACAUUUUGGAUCAAUAAAUUUCUGUAACAGGAGCGUAGGAAACUGCUCUUAAACCAAGUCACGUUAGGGAUUGAACCUGGGACUUUUUGCAUGAAAAUACGUAAGCUGCCAUUGAGCUAUGUUCUUUCUCUGUAAUCAGUGUCUAUCAAACACACACAAUAAUUUUUAAUAUUCUCCAAAACUUGGCAUUUUAAAAUUCACUUGGAUCCUGCUUGCUUAUGUAAAAAGCAUCUGAUAUUAACGUGACUGGUAAUCACAAAGUGCCUGUUUAAACAAAAAGUAUGUGACAGCCAUGACCUGAUAAGCCCACAGUCACUUUCGCAAACUAGCGUGCACUGAUCUACUUUAGGCAUAUCAGUGCAAACCACCCUUCAGGGUAGCCAUGGCAUCCUAAAAGCUGGGAAGGGUAGAAUUCAACUUUGUGACAGUGACAUCCAUGAUAAAAUAUCAAAUAUUAAAAACUUCCCUAAACAGGGCUGCCUUCAGAUGUCUUCUAAAAGUCAGAUAGUUGUUUAUUUCCUUGACAUCUGAUGGGAGGGUGUCCGCAGGGUGGGUGCCACUACCGAGAAGGCCCUCUGCUUGGUUUUCUGCAACCUCACUUCUUGCAGUGAGGGAACUGCUAGAAGGCUAUCGGAGCUGGACCUCAGUGUCCGGGCUGAAUGAUGGGGGUGUAGACACUCCUUCAGGUAUACUGGGCUGAGGCUGUUUAGGGAUUUAAAGGUCAGCACCAAAACUUUGAAAUGUGCUUGGAAACAUACUGGGAGCCAAUGUAGGUCUUUCAGGACCGGUGUUAUAUGGCCUCAACAGCCACUCCAAAUCACCUAUCUAGCUGCUGCAUUCUGGAUUAAUUGUAGUUUCUGGGUCACUUUCAAAGGUAGCUCCUUGUAGAGCGCAUUGCAGUGAAUGCCCAUGGGCUGAUACUGCCAUAAAUCAGUAAUGGCUAACUGAAAAAUGUAGCUGCCACAUCAACAUUCCUUUAAACAGACAAACAUUACUAGGGGUUGCAUCUACUUUCAUAACCCAAAUACUGUAUGCACCAUUUAAAAUCUGCAAUUAUUAAAUUCAGUUAGGAAAAUGUAGGUCAAUGGCACAAAAACAAAAAUAAAUGUUCUGUCUCUUUAUAGUUGGCUGGCUACUACCAGCAUAAUAAAUCAUUGUCCAUUUGCUUCCUCAGAUGAAGAUCAAAUGAAUUUGGUUAAAACAGCCCUCGGCCCUUUAAGUGCUAUUUCCUCUGAAUAUUUUCAUGGGAUUCCAUUGCAUGUUAAAGUUAAGUUUAGUGGUUGCACCAGAAACCUAGUUGGCUUUCUUUAUAGAAACUCACCUGCAUUUCCCCUUGCAUCAAACCAGCUUAUUUAUAUAUGAAUUUGAAACUGUUAUCAAGCUUUUGUUUACUGUUGUGCUAUAAACAUUACUAUUGGAUUCCUAAAUCUCUCUCUGUGUGUGUUUGCAGGUAGUGGAAUAAGUGGUAUGAACAGUAUGACCGGAGGAAUGGGCAUGGGCAUGGGAAUGGAUCGGAUGAACUCCACUUUUGAUCGAAUGGGGCCAACCAUGGGAACUGGCCUGGAGAGAAAUAUCGAUAUGGAUCGAGGAUUUGUGCCUGGCCCAAUGGGCAGUGGUGUGAGAGACAGAGUAGGCUCCAAGGGCAACCAGAUAUUUGUCAGAAAUGUAAGCACAUAAAUUGAACCAAUUAGCAGCGUUAUUCUCUGGCUUCUUCUCCUUGCGUUACUAUAUGCUUAUCUUCAUUUCAGCUUCCUUUUGACUUGACCUGGCAGAAGCUUAAGGAAAAGUUCAGCCAGUGUGGUAAGUAUUAGGCACAAAUGUUGUUGCCUCUAAGGCAAAGAUGAUUAGCCGCAACAAAGAUGGUAGGGCGAGGCUACCACUUGUGCCAGAGUUGUUGGAUAUCACCUGCUGCUCAGCAUGAAUGGAGUGGGUACCUUAAAACAGUGUAUGCUUCACGGAAAAAGUUGUCCUUUCAUGGAAGCUUGAGCUUCAUUACCAACCUUCAUUGUGGAACCCCAAGGGUCCCCAGAAUGUGGAAACUUGCAUGCAUUUCCAGAAGCUUGCUGUGUGCCAUCUAAUUGAGACUCUGAGCCAUGACUUGUGUUUCAGAUGCAGAGGCAGCAUUCGAAACUCCCAUUGUUCUAGGCGUGUUUUGCGACAGGGAGUUUCAUUAAUGCAAGGAGUUUCUGAGCUCUGGGAGCCUAGGAUUUCAGAUUAAAACUGCCACUGUUGGAACAAAAGGAGGACCUUUUGCUGCCUCCCCACAUUAAGCCAUUCUCUGAGGAGUGGUGAAGGGACACUCAUAAGAAUAUUAGGGGGGCGGGCAGGGGAAGAAUGGCUUUGUUUUUUGCAGUAUUCAGAUGAGGAAAAAUGAACAUAAGAUUUUAGCUGCAGUUCAUUUUCAGCUUGUAUUGUUAUAAAGAAGUGCGCCUAGACAUUCCGCUGCGGCACCCAUAACCUAGAUUUAAGGUGCCAUUUAGCUCCUAGCUUUCAUAUCUCAGUUUCUUGCACUGUGCAGAGACAAACAAUUAUUAGUUUGUUUCUUCUCUCUUCCUGGGAAUCCCUAGAUGUUGUCCCAACCAGUAGCCUCGAUGCAAUGCCCCAAACCAUGGCUGGUUCAAAUCUGAUGAGAAAUCAGUUUGCCUAAAGUAGUUCGCAAACCUCAAGCCUCAAGCUGUAGUAACAGAUCCUGCUUGGUUGAUACUCACGAUUUGUGAUUUGUUUAGUUCCUUUAUUUAAAUCAUAACAAACCAUGGUUUAUAUACGAAUUUGCCCUAGUUUGAAACUGCCAGAAUAUAUUAAGAAUAAGGAUGCAAGAAGGUUGCAGUAAUGUUAGUUCUCGGCAUUCCUAUAUAGAUCUGGGUGGUAUUUGGUUUUUUGUGUUUGCAGCAAAUUUAUUUGGUUUUUUGUGUUUGCAGCAAAUAAUGAUUUUUAAUUGAGGUCCAUGUCAUCUAAGUCUCAUUGAAUUCUGAAGAGAAUGUAAUCUCCAGCUUUAUUACCUUUCUGUGAAAACUCAUCCUUGCUUUGCUCAUGAAAUGGACAAUCUGUACAAAGAGAAAGGAGCUUUUGUGGCUUCUGGUAGAACUCUCAAGCUGUAAUUACCUUCUUUGACUGUACACUUCUGCAAUAUUACAUAUUUGUCAUAAUCCACAAUUUUCAAUUCUCAAAAAUGUAUAGUUUUAAAAAUGUGCACUUAAUCUUAUUCUCAGCAUUUCAUUUUAGCUUAAUGUACCAGCAUAAGUAUUUUUCUUGUCCUCCUAUUGAAACACGGGUGGGGAACCUGUAGAUAUGAAGUUCUCUGUCAACCAUCUCGGUCAUUUAUGGUGGCUGGAGCUGAUGAGAGCUGAAACCCCUCAGUAUCUGGAGGGCCAGAGUGUUCCCUUCCAUGCCUUAAAACAUCAAAAAGCAAGAUUCCCCCCUUCUGCUAUCUGUUGUAUUUGUGGCUUAAGAAACUGAGGCUUUUCUAUACUUUUUUUUAAUUAAAAAAAUGGAACCACAGACUAGUUCUGUCCCAUAACAAGUAGUGACUGCUAGACCACCUGAAAAUGCUGCAAGAGUGUUGAAAUUACUAAAUUUUAUUUAAGGGAUUCAUCAUCAUCACCAUCACCACCACCAUAAUAAUAAUAAUUUUAUUAUUUAUACCCCACCCAUCUGGCUGGGUUUCCUUAGCCACUAUAAACUAUAUAAACAGAGUCUGAAUGUAGAAUUGCACAGUUUAGGGUCAAUUUAAAACCUGUCCAGUGUUUUAGAUCAGCUGCCUGUUGCCCCCAACUGCCUGGGUUCAUCUAGAUGUUUAAAAUGUUAAAAUACUGAGAAUCAACAAUCUCUCAACCUUUCCUUACCGACGAAGUUCUUAAAAAUGCGCCCCCUCUUCACCAAUUCAGUUUUCAUUGAGGGCGGGGGGGGGGAGUAUGGAAAAUAGGAAAUUUGGGAAGAGAGCCGACGUUGCCAAACCCGUUGGAAGAAAAUAUAACUAAUGUAGAGGAGGAAGGAUAGGUUGGCAGAUAAUUGGAAUGCAGUGGCAUUUGAGGGGGUGUCGAGUUUAUAAACUCAGUGUGGCAAAACGGAGGCUGCUAGAUGGCUUCUCUUGUUUGCAUGGGUAGUAUUACGAUAGGAGACCUGUGACAUGAGCUGGCUUUUAUUACAUUGCAAUUCAGAAUUUUUUAAGUUACCUGUGGCGACUGGCAUUUCUAACACCAGCAGUGCAUCAUAGACUAAAUUGAACUUUUUAACUUUGUUUAUCCAGGUCAUGUAAUGUUUGCAGAAAUAAAAAUGGAGAAUGGGAAAUCAAAAGGCUGUGGAACUGUCAGAUUUGAUUCACCAGAAUCGGCGGAAAAGGCCUGUAGGAUAAUGAACGGCAUAAAAAUCAGUGGCAGAGAAAUUGACGUACGUUUGGAUCGCGUUGCAUAA